This is a messenger RNA of Botrytis porri, 10851 nucleotides long. RefSeq lists its product as uncharacterized. The transcript has 15 exons. The coding region runs from base 1 to 10851 and encodes 3616 amino acids. The record is from RefSeq and is a predicted model, not a curated record. NCBI's taxonomy places the organism in Eukaryota, Fungi, Ascomycota, Leotiomycetes, Helotiales, Sclerotiniaceae.
AUGCCAGUUAAUCUUCAACCUUCUGCUGGUACUUCUGGUAGUCUCAGGAAAACAAAAUCAAGAGAGGGUACGAGAAGAAUGCCGACUAAUUCGCGACCUCCCCUAUCACAUCGGAUACGGGCAUCAUUCGAAGGAAAGAAAUCUCAGGAUUCUACCAGUUCUAAACAUGUGAGCUUCUCCGGUGGUAGUCCAUCAGAUCCGGAACUCCUCCGACGGAUAAUCGAUGAAGCCAUCUCUGGAGAUGACUUUCAGGCUGGGCUCGCUUCACAUAUAGCCAAAAUUCUCAAGCCCGAGAUUAAAACGGCUUUGGAUACGAUUGAGCCAGUGGUUAAUGCAGUUCUACAACAUGAGCUGCUCUUGAAGAGGACCAAUAAUAGCGUGGACCAUGUUUUAUUGAAGUUGGAGUCAAUGGCAGAUGAAGAAGGAUCAAUAACUCCAGGCCAAGCACGACUUAGUAUCCACGGCGCCCUGUCUUCACACCCGGUAUCAGAAGGGGGCCCACUGCGAGUACCAGAUAAUUUGGCCUCUGCGACUGGUACUCCUGUUUCAUCUUCCAACCAGGAAUCAAGACCCCUCCUCGACCGAGGCCUCACAUACACAGCCGGAAAGCUAACUGAAAUAUCCGACUCGUUGGACUUGAAUAAUCAUAGACUAGGGAAGGUGGUAGAAGGAAUAGCGGAGAUAAAUAAUUUAUUGGCAUCGAAUGAACGGCUGGAUAGUUUGAAAGAAAGUUCAGACAAGAAUGAUACCAAGACUUCGGUGAUACAAACACAAAUAGAUCAAUUGCAGGAGAAUGUUAGGGUGGUCAUCACUCGAAUUGGUCCGGAUCUAGGAGUGAAGGUACAGGCAAUCAAUGAUCAUCUGACUGGAGAAACUCCUGUUCAAGAGACGAGGGCUUUGGCUUCCAAUGGUAGUGGGGGUGAUGUUGAGCUUCUUCAAGCCAUUUCUUCUCAAUUAGAAGCGUUGAAGGAUAGCUUGGAAACAGGAACAUCGUCACAUAAUGAUAAUUUGCGACUCUUGAAGGAACAAAUCAAUGCUCUUCAGUCAACACUUGAGGCACAGAAAGAGAUAUUGGGGGAGAUCAAGGAAGCUGAUAAAAGUGCUGAAAUCUUGGCCGGUAUACACAAAUCCAACGAGUCACAAGAAGCACAUGCCAUAGUUUUGGGAGAGCUCAAAGAGAAAAGUACACAGUCUGAGGAUGUAUCAACUCACCCGGCACCCACAUCAGCAGACGCGGAAAUACUUCAAACGAUCUUGACGGAAGUACAGAAAUCCAACGAGGCCCAUGAGAAGCAUACGGCUGCGCUCGAGAGUAUCAAGGAAUCGGACACAAGUGCAACCAUAUUAGCGGAAGUUCAAAAGUCGAACGACUCUCAUGUCCUUCAUGCAUCUGCUCUGGAAAGCCUCAAAAGUAUUACUCCACCACCAGAACAAACCAACGCAAUCGAUCUAGGCCCCUUCGAAACAAAGAUGGAUAGCUUAAUAGACACAAGCACAGCAAUUCUGACGGAAGUUCAAAAAUCGAACGAGUCACAUGUUUCACACACGGCUACAUUGGAAAGCAUCAAGGCCCUGCCAACUCCACCCUCUAAAUCUCCAAUCGCAAGUGCAAGUGUGGGUUUGGAAAGCUUGGAGAAGGAUAUAGGAACUGUUAUCGAAAAGUUGGACAUGCACGCUGAUAUUUUGGAAGAAAUCAAGACGAAGGAUGUUUCUGGGUCCAAAGGGAUUGACGCUAGUGCUUUUGAUAGCUAUUUUGGUUCCAUUAAUACUUAUUUGGAAGCACACACAGCGGCAUUGGACGAGAUCAAAUCGAGAGAUUUAGCACCUGCUGAUUUCAGUCCAAUUAUCUCGAUGCUUGAAGCUCAUACUGCAAUCUUGGAGGACAUCAAAUCGAGAGCUGCAGGAGGUGAUCCAGAUUUCAGUCCAAUAACCAACCUUUUGGAAUCUCACACUGCAACCUUGGAGGACAUUAAAUCGAGAGAUUUAACGCCCGCUGAUAAUGGUCCAAUCAUCUCAAUGCUUGAAGACCAUGCGGCAACGCUGGAAGAGAUUAAAUCGAAGGAUACAAGAAGUAAUCCGGAUCUCAGUUCAAUAACUGCUUUAUUGGAAGCCCACACUACAGCCUUGGAGGAUAUCAAAUCUAGAGAUCUAGCACCUGCUGAUUUCAGUCCACUUAUCUCAAUGCUCGAAGCCCACGCCGUCACUUUGGAAGAGAUCAAAUCGAAAGAUGCAGGAGGCAAUCCUGAUUUCAGCCCAAUAACUGGCUUGUUGGAAGCUCAUACUGUCAGCUUGGAUGAAAUCAAGGCCAAGGACACUACAAAUAGCAUCAACUUUAGUCCAAUAACUGCUCUGUUAGAAGCUCACACUACAGCCUUGGAUGACAUCAAAUCGAAAGAGUUACCACCUGCUGAUUUCAGUCCAAUUACUGCCUUGCUAGAAGCACACACUACAACUUUGGAUGAGAUCAAAUCAAGAGAUCCAGCACCUACUGAUUUUAGCCCAAUAACUGCCUUGUUAGAAGCUCAUACUAUCACCUUGGAUGAAAUCAAAUCGAAAGGUUUACCAUCUGUUGAUUUCAGUCCAAUAACUACCUUGCUAGAAGCUCAUACUACAGCCUUGGAGGAUAUCAAGACCAAGGACACCGCGAACAGCGUUGAUUUGGGCCCAAUCGCUUCGACUCUGGAUUCUCACCGUGCAGUUUUAGAUGAGAUUGUAUCAAAGGGUGCCCAAUCAAGUAGUGCACCCGCAGCAAUUAAUAUGGAUGCCUUCGAUACACAUUUCGGUUCAAUCACCGGUAUAUUAGCAGCACACACAGCCGCAUUGGACGAGAUCAAGUCUAAAGAUGGUCCUUCCAAUGCUUCUACACCUGCAGAGAAUACCAUCGAAAUCCUCGACAAACAUUUUGGUUCGAUCACUAACAUGUUGGAAGCACACACUGCAGCAUUGGAAGAAAUAAAGGCGAAGGAUUUUACACCUACCACUGGACAAACGGAGCUGAACACAUCAGCAUUUGACGAUCACUUUAGUUCUCUAACACGCAUGCUAGAUUCACACACAGAAGCUUUGGAUGAGAUCAAAUCAAAGAACAAUGAUUCCACUCCGCCCUCGACAUCAAGAGAAAAUGUUGGUCUCGACUCAUUUGAACCACAUGUUACGGCCAUUAAGAGUGCACUCGAUGCUCACAUGGCUGUGUUGCAAGAUAUAAAGUCCGAGGCUCUUGCCAAAAAUGACGUGGAUGCAAAGGUAGUAGACAAUUUGCUGGAACCACACAUCAUAGCUAUCAAGAGUACAUUGAAUGCACAUACAGAAACUCUGGAUGAACUAAAAUCAACCAUUCUUACUAACAACACAAAUUCAUCCGAGAUUGCCAACGAUUCUUUACCUAAGAUACUAGUUACCCUUAAUAGCCACUCUAAUCUACUCACAGAAAUAAAGAACGCGGAUGUUAGUGAUGAGAUCUUGACAGCAUUGCAUGAAUUACAGGAAGGUAAUUCUGCAGCUUUCAAUACUCUCAAGGAAUCGGAUGUCAGUGAUGAGAUACUUACUGCUUUGCAUACUUGUAACGAUUCACAAGAAAAGUUGGAUCGAUCACUGCUUGAACUCAAGACGGCAGUUGAUGUUUCUAUCUCUGAAAAAAAUGGGAACAAGGCAAUUGAUACCGUUGAAGCAUUCCAACCACCAAUUGCUGUUGUAGAUUUGAGUGGAUUGGAGACUCAGAUUAGUGCGGUUAUUGUGACACUUGAAGGCCAGAAUGUAGUUCUGGGGGAGAUCAAGGAUACUACCAAUGCCGGAAUGGAAGCACAUGGUUUGCAUACCACGAAAUUAGGUGAAAUCAAGGGUGCAACGAAUGCUUCAAAUGAUUCUCACACGGCCCAUGCGGCAGUUCUUGGGGAAAUCAGAGACGCAUCUAAUGCUUCAAACGAAUCCCAUGGCAGCCAUACUUCUACAUUAGGAGUCAUCAGAGAUGCAGCAGCCUCAUUGAGUACCGCACACACCACGCAAAUUGCCACUUUGGUCGAACUCAAGCAAGCAAUAAACUCAUCUAAUGAAUCUCACAGCACCCACACCAGCACACUAGCAGAGAUACGAGAUGCAGUCACAAACUCAUAUGACGCAAUUCUUACACACACGGCCACUCUAAGUGAACUCAAAGAAGCAAUCAAUGCAUCGAAUGACUCUCACACUUCUUACGCUGCUGCUCUGGAAGAUCUUAAAUCCAUACAUUCAACACAGUCAUUGCCAGAUGCUACCUCUGAGCCAACAUCGCCACCGGUCCUUGAUACAAGCGCACUAGACACCCAGCUUACAGCGAUCGUUACGACGCUUGACUCUCAAUCUUCAAUAUUGGGAGAAAUGAAAGAUGCUCAUGCCUUACAUACGACAGCUUUGAAUGAAAUCAAGGACGCAACGACAGCAUCUAAUGAGUCGCACACUUCACACACGACAUUCUUGACCGAAAUCAAGGAAGGAACAACGGCAUCUACCGAGUCUCAUACUUCGCAUACAACAGUCUUGAGCGAAAUUAAAGAAGCGAUUGUCCCUAUUAAUGGCAUUAAUGAGGUCAUAAGUACACAUACAGGUCUAUUGGAAGGUCUGAAAGAAGACACUGGGUCACACCAUAAUGAAGUGAAAAGUGAUAUUGAUGGAUUGAGGAAACUUGUAGAUGAAUGUUCUAACAAACACGAGGAAAUUCUGUCGAAACAUGGGGAUUUAAUUAAGGAACAUGGAGACUUCGUUAAAGAAAACCAUGAUGGGUUAAAGGGAACAAUUGCGGGACUUGCUUUGGGUGGAAUUGCUGGCGCGGGGGUUAUGAAAGCUAUAGAUGAUGUGGAUGAAGCGGAAGGUAAGAAUGGUAAGGUAAGUGAUGCAGUUGAACGGGAUGUAGAAGUGCUGGAAGCUCCGGCCGAAGAAGACAAGGUUCUUGAGGAAGCACCAGUAUUGGAAGCAGAAGCGCCAGUGGUAGAAGAUUUAGCUCCAGAGUCUACAGAACAAAACCCGGAACCUCCAGCCGAGGAACAAGUGGCGCCGGAACCAGAAGUACCUACGGAAGACGAGAAGAACGUCAGUGAGGAAACGCUAGUAGAGCCGGAGCUAGAACAAGAAGUUAUUUUAACAGAGCCCGAGAAGACGGUCGACGUCGGCGAAGAUCCAGACACUACGCCAGUAGACCAGGAGCCAGAGCCAGAAGCUGCUGGGAAGGAAAUUCCAAACGAGGAGCCGAUAGCUAUCGAAGCAGAGGCUCCAACGCAAGAAGCUGUCGUUGAAGAUUCGAUUCCAACAGAGGAAGAACCGGAACCAACUACUAUAGAAACAUCGGAUGAUACACCAGCUAUCGAAUCCGAACAGACUGAAAAAGAUCUCUCUGGCGAAGAAAUACUCCCUCAAGGGGAAUGUGAACCUACAGAAACUCCCGAGAAUUCCUCUGAACCCCACCAAGAGAUUGAACUUUCAGCAAGCAAGGAUAACGAGGAGCCCGAAGUUCUUGAGAAACCAGAAUCAAUACCUGAGGAGAGCGAUGUCACAGAACUCUCCCAAGAAGGAUCGGAUCUCGAAGGAGGGCUUGCCAUUGAGGAGAUACCUGGUGAGGAAGAGACUAUUGCGGUGGAAGGGUCUGAGGAGGAAGCAUUUGGUGAGAGCGAGAGAGCUGAAGUACAGCAAAAUGAAGAUGUAGGCGAUGAUGAUAUGAAAUCCACCGAAGAAACGGCGCCUGUUGCUGUGGAGGAAGAGAAACCAGCAGAAGACAUAGUUCCGGAGAAAGUAGUCGAGGAUAUGAGCCCCAGUGAGGAAGCUCUACAGAUUGGAGAAAAUAAACCUCAAGAUGAGCCUGGUUUACAGGAGUCAGAUGAAAACUUGACUGCCGACUUCCAACAGACACUUCCCGCGGAAGAAGAAGCAAAGCUCCCCGAAAUCAAGGAAUCUAGAGAGCCAAGUUUGGAGAAAAUACCCAUCGAGAAUGCUAUUCCAGGAGUCUUGAUGGAAACCCCUCCGGCACACUCGGACGAGACUAUUCCUUUGGAAUCAAACGAUCCUGUUCUGGAGUCUGAGCAAGCCAAGUCACCUGAUUCAGCCGAUUCGCCCGUUGAAAGCGAAGAAUCCCCCGUUGUUCCAGACCACGAUGGUGAGACCCAAAUUCAAACUUCCGAAGCAAGUGAUCAAGUUCCCGCGGAAAACUUGGAAAUUCCUACAGAGUCAGUAUUCAUUGAGCCAUUCAAAGAAGAACAAACGGUUGAUGAAGAGCUGGAGAUGGAACAAUUGACCGAUGAACAUCCGGUCGACAGUGAAGAAGUCAAUUCGGAAAAGGGGGAUCUGGAGCCUAAGGACGAGGAUCUCCCUACCGAAGACACGGAGAGUGUUGUUGAACCUUCGAAAGAGGAGAGGUCUGCAGAAUCAGAUGCCGAAAUUGAGACACUCAUUUUGGAUUCAAACGAUCAGAAUGAGAGUCCUGCAGAGAUCGAUGCGAAGGUCUUGGAAACAGAAGUUGUGGAGCCUAACAAUGAGGAUACACCGGACCAAGCGGAGGAGAAUAUCGAGUCUUCUAACGAUCAAGGCAAUUCUGACCCGCCUCUUGAAGCCGAGGCACCCGCUUUGGACACGAACGAUCAAGAUGAAGAGAAUGUUGAAAUUGAGGCGAAGGAUUUGGAAAUUGAAAAUCCAGAACCUCACAGCGAGGAGAUACCUGAGCAAUCUGUAGAGAACCCUUCACAAACCGUGCAGGAAGAAAGCGAUUCCGAACCGGUCAUCGAAACCGAGACAUCUGUUCUUGAUUCAGACUCCCAUGAUCAAUUUCUCAUUGAAAGCGGAGAAAAAUCAGUGGAACUUCCUGCUACCGAAAAUAGCACCGAGGAAAUCUCCAGCGAGCUUAGAGAAGCCAUUGAGCCCUCACACGAGGAAAUCAUCCCACAAUUACCUGUCGAGACCGAGGAACACAAUUCCGAGUUGAAUACUCAAGACAAAUCUCCAGUUGAUAGCGAAGAAGCCCCCGAGGAACAUAAAAACUUGGAAGACUUCACUCCAUCAUUUGAUAAUGAAGAAAAGACUGUUGAACCAGAAAGCCAGGAAUCCGACAGUGAGAAUGCACCCCUCGAAAUUGAAGAAACACUUAUUGAGGUUUCUCACGAACAAACUCCAGAUUCAACAAUUGAAACCAAGAUACCAGCUAUUGAGUCAAACGAUCAAACGCAAAUUCCUGUCGAGAGUGAAGAGAAGUCCGUGGAACCUGCUGUUAGUGAGCCAGAAGAUGCGGAUUUGGAUAUAACAGAACGACGACUUGGUGAUGACGCUCAGAUCACAGAGAUAUUGCCGCAAGAAACUGUUGAAGAGCCAGCGGUCGAAGAUCAGAGUCCUAUCAUUCCAGAAUCAAGUGGUAAAGCUCAGGAGGUUACCGGCGACCAUGAACCUUUGGAACCAGCAGAGCAACAUGCUGUUGAGGUACCAAUUGAAAGAUCGGUCACUGAGAACCAAGUUCAUUUACCCACCGAAGAGCAAAGAGUCGAAGGUGAUUCCCCAGUAGAAAGUAAUCCUGAGCCAGAAGUUGUGAACGAGAAUGUCUCUAAUGAGAUCGGAUCAAGCGACGAAGACCAGAUCGUAGCCAACGAUAGCGGCAAAUAUCUACCGGCUGAGAGGGAGAUACUUGACAGUUCCCGCGAAGAGCCAAUUUCUGAGAGCGAAUUAACAGCCGAGAAUAUGAUUCAGGAAAAUUCCGAAAAUACCAGAGAUGCAGAAAAACCAACAGAAAUCGAAGAAGAAGUUGCCGAGACGCCUGGUCAAGAUCCGACCCUCGAAAGCCAACCAAGAUCCGAGCCAGUUAUCCACGAAGAUCCUGAAGAUAUCAAAGCCCAUGAUGAAAUUGCUGCCAUGAACGCGGAGAUGGCUAGAAUAUUUGCUGAAGCUGAGGAGGAGGAGGAGAAGGAGAAGGAGGAGGAAAGGAGAAAUGCUCUGGUGGAGACGCAAAUAAAUCCCGAGGAUGAACCUAAGGAGCUAGAGGUCGAAAACCAUAUCGAGGAAGCUAUUGAUGUCUCAGAAGCACAACCACUGGUCGAAAGCCACGAACUACCUGAAGUAAAUGAGCCAGAGGAAGAGCAGAAGGUUGCUGUGACUGCUGAGGAGUGUUCAAACGACACUACCCCCGAUGAAAAUCUGGAAGCCCCAGUCGUAUCACUUACUGAUUCCGAAGAGGAUGUUAUACCCACGGAACCCGAGAUUCAUACGGUUGAGCCUACCAAUAUUUCACCUGCAGACGAGGUGAAUCAAGUCGAGGAGAUUACUCCAGCGACCCAUGAGGACAUUACCGAAAGUCAGAGCCAGAUUGUGGAGGAUAGUUAUGUAGAAGAUGAUUCUCCCAUACUCUCCUGCGAAGAUGAGAGAAUAGGUCUAAAAAUCCCGUCGAUAGCCGAGCAAUCCGAGAAGGAAGUCGUGAGCAACGAUCAUGCGCCUAUUCAACAUGAAGCUUUAUCUGGAGAAGAAGUACAACUCCCAGACAUGGAACCAAUACCUUUCGAAGCUCACAAGGAACCCGAGAUGGAAAGCUUUGAGGGUACACCUUUAAGUGACCGUGGUAUACUUCCUCUGGACAGCGAGGAAGAUAAAUAUUUGCCUAUCCAACUUGAAUCAAAAUCAGCUCUUGAGGAAGUAACGCCAGAGGAACCAAAACUGGAAGGAGAGAUCAACCCCGAGCAAUUUUCGCUGGAAUCUGAACAGGAAACCCCAAAGGAUGAAAUUACACUCGGAGAUUACCCUGCCGAAGAAAUUUUGGUCCCAAGAUUGGAUCCUAUCGAAGAAAGCACCCAGGACCUCGAAAGUGAAGGCGAGAGAAAAGUGAAUGAAAGCCCUCUAGUGCAGCAUCUCGAGGUUGUUGGAACAGAGCCAAAUCCAGAGGAGAACCUAGAAAACGCCGAUUUUAUAGUUGACGAGAGUGUCCACCCCGUGGAGCGUGAUAUUGCACAAGAAUAUUUCGAAGAUCACAAAGAAUUAGAAGCUGAUCCGGUGGCCCCUGAAGGUCUUCAAUUCGAUGCGGCCGAUGACAGCGAAUGGGAUGAAGUAUAUGACAAUCCCAAUGAAAAAGUACAAAGAUUAGAAUCUUCAGCGGAAGUUCUAUCAACUGGGUCCGAUCACGCAGAAGCUCCAGCCAUCGAAGAAAAUCAGUAUCCCAGCGAGCCAAGUCAAGAUGAAAUCUCUUCUGAGAUUCUUCUUCCAAGCCAGUCACCUCAAGAAGAAAAGGCCAUCCUAGAAACGAAGGACUAUCCUGUUCAACAAUUUCCAGCUCAACAUGACAUGAAACCCGAGAUUUAUCAAUCCUUCGAUGAUUAUUUCCCAAUCGAAAAUGAAUCUGUCCGAAACAGCUCUCAUGUUUCAAAUGAAGACAAGCUAGAGUUUGCGGACGAACUAGAUUUUAGAGAAACUCCAGUUGUUUCUGACAGCCAGCACAUAUCGGAGAAUAAUGUUCCUUGGGGAGUCAAGGAUAACUUACAGCUUGAGGAUAACGAAUCCAUAUAUUCCCAAGAAAAUGAGCCAGCGAUCACUACAGAACAUCACAGGCAAGAGAGAGAUUAUUUCUUUGACCCGAGAGCCACUGCCAGUCAAUACGUGGCUACCGAGCAACUAGAACCUGAACAAGAGUCAGAACUUAGCCACGUGAUUGCCGGAAAUGAGUCAGCUCACGAAGCCCAGCUCAGUCAGCCUGAAAGUUCAGCGGAGCAAAGAUACUCAGGUUAUGGUUAUGACUAUGACUAUGAAGAGCCUGCCCUAAAUACACAAUCUUACUCCGACUCGGAGGAUGAUAUGGAGUCAUUUCAAUCGGAACCAGAAACUUCACACUAUGAAUCAAGGAGCUCUUACCCCUUCCAAGGAACCAGCUUUAGUAGAUCUAUACCACAAGCAAGAUAUUCAAGCCAUGAAGAAGUUCCUCAAGAUAUACGUACUUCCUCAAACGACCAAUAUGACAACCAGCAUUUGAGACCAGUGCCUACAUACUCUAACCUAAGCUAUUCUCAAGAAUAUCUCUCAGAGUCCUAUCCAACUCAAGAAGUCCACUAUAACGAGCCUGAACCUCAACACCAUCAACCGAUCACGCCCAGAUAUCAAGCGUCACAUCAAGAUACCAUCUCAGCAACUCCAUCAACAGCUCUGACGACAAAAAUAUCCACAGAGACAUUUCCUACUUAUGACGAAUCCCGACCUGUAUCCCAAGGUAUGAAUUUUGGGUUACCAAUCAGAGCAGCAGAACGUGUUGAAACAAUCCGCGAAAGUAGUGAGCCCACACAUCCUUCAUACAAUGAGUCAAUGCGAUCUCCCGCACCAUCGCGACUACCAAUCGCGAGCCAAAGAUCAUCAGAUAGAAAAUCUAUGGGUUCCUCACAGGGAUUAAGCUUCGGUCUUUCCCCAACGAAAAUUCCGGGUUCCAUUGGAAGGUCAAGCAGAGUUCCAGAUGCUGGAAAUGAGUACAGUGAUUCGACAAGCAGAUAUUAUGAGCCAGUGCGCUCUUUGGGAACUUCACAAGGAUCUAGAUUCGGUCUACAGGGUACGCAUCCAGCUAGAGAGUCUCAACAGCAAAUUCCACAGCCAGGAAACGAAAAGAGGAGUAGCAAUGUGAAAAAUUUGUUGAGUCGAUUUGAAGGUGGUGAAUCCUCAUCUUCAACACCCUCUCAACAAGAGCGUUUCAAUAUCCCGACAUAUCAAGACCGUUUCAGUACUUCUCUUCCUCGACCUGCUGAUAAUGAAUCAUUCGGGAAACAGCCUCAAUACGAACAAGAAAGUCACUUUGAGGCUGUGACGCCAGUUGAUGGUAAUAGGUUCGAUCUCAUGAGUGAAGAAAGUAGUCCAGUUCAGACACCUCUUGAAGAGAGGGAACUCUAG